Arachis duranensis is the source of this 1899-nucleotide messenger RNA. RefSeq names its product disease resistance protein RPV1-like. Gene Ontology annotation, biological process: signal transduction; defense response. Bases 1 to 1560 code for a protein of 519 amino acids. The transcript is spliced from 3 exons. Gene Ontology annotation, molecular function: ADP binding. NCBI's taxonomy places the organism in Eukaryota, Viridiplantae, Streptophyta, Magnoliopsida, Fabales, Fabaceae. The record is from RefSeq and is a predicted model, not a curated record.
AUGUUAUUUUACUAUUACUUUAAGCCAGACUCUAAUGGGCUAUCUUCGAAUCUUUGGAAGCAUGAUGUGUUUAUCAGCUGUAGAGGGAAGGACACUCUUACCGGAUUCACUUCCCAUCUUGUCAAAGCUCUGAAUCAAAAACAUAUAAAAACCUUCAUUGGUGAUGAGCUUCACAAAGGGGAUUGCAUCUCGGAUUCUCUUACAAGAGCUAUUGACAAUUCGUCUAUAUCUAUUGCGAUCUUGUCAGAGAAUGUUGUUACCUCAAGUUGGUGCGUCGAUGAGUUAUUGAAAAUAAUGGAGUGCGGGAGGAAAGUUAUACCUGUGUUUUAUGGUGUGGAUCCAUCUGAUGUACGAAAGCAGCUAGUGAGUUUCAAUGAAAAAUUCAAGUCUCACUUGCAGAGUAACAUUAACAAUCUUCUGAAAUGGAUGGAUGCUCUCGCCAAAGUUGCAGAUUUAGAAGGCUGGGAUUCCAGCUCUUGUAGGGACGACUUUGAACUUGUUGAAAAGAUUGUCAAGGAUGUUUUGCGAAAGCUGAAUAAUCCUUGCCUGCCUAAGGAUAUCAAGGGUGUAGUUGGUAUUAAUAAAAAUCUUGAAAAGUUAGAAUUGUUAUUAAGUUCGGUUCCUGAUGAACAAACGGGAAUAAUUGGGAUUUGUGGGAUGGCAGGAGUAGGCAAGACGACUGUAGUGAAGAAAUUAUUUGAGAAACAUUCUUAUCGGUAUGAAGGUUCCUGUUUCUUAGAAGGUGUUCUGGAAAGAUUGGAAAAGUAUGGGCAGGAGAUAGAUGAGUUGUGUAAUCAACUUCACUCCAAGUUGUUAGAAGGAAAAGACUUCCCAAAUAGCAUGGCAGAUACAAAUUCUGCAAAGUGCUGUCUCUGCAGACAAAGAAGUUUCAUAGUUCUUGAUGAUGUGGGUAGUUCAAAGCAAUUAGAAUACCUAGUUGGAGACCUUCAAUGCUAUGGUGCAGGAAGUAGAAUAAUUGUAAUUACAAGGAACAAGAGUGUGCUGGAAAAAAGAGUUGAAAAAAUUUAUAAGAUGGAGGUGUUAGAUUUUCAAGAUUCCCUUACUCUGUUUAGCUUGAAUGCAUUCAAUCAAAAUUAUCCAAAAACGGGAUACCAAGAGCUAUCAUGGAAAGCAGUUACCUAUUGCAAAGGUGUCCCGUUAAAUUUAAAAGUAUUGGGUUCUUUUCUUCAUUCCAAGAGUGAAACUGAAUGGGAUAGUGCGCUGCAAAAACUCGAGAAGAAUCCUAAUGCAUCAAUUCAAAAUGUGUUAAGAUUGAGUUAUGAUGGGUCAGAUUAUCAGCAGAAUCACAUUGUUUUAGACAUUGCAACAUUUUUUAAGGGAGAGCAAAAAGAACAGAGAAUUGAUGUAUUAAUAAGUUCCCUUCUUGAUGAGGCUCUAUUAGCUAUAUAUGAACAUUUUGAGUUGUUGCAGGAUUUGAACAAGAAAUGGGGAGGGGAAUCAUUAGUCAGAAAUCUAUCAAGAAUCCUGAAAAUCAUAGCCAUUUGUGGGGUUUUGGUGAUAAUUGUGAUGUUUUGGAAAACAGCAAGGUAUCGGACAUAAUUGUUUUUAGGGUAAAUUACACUAGCCUCUCUUGAGGUUAUCUGAUAUUACACUUGGCAUUGCUGAUUUGUCAUAUUUACAUUAGCAUCCCUUAAUGUUAUGUUUAUAGGAUAUGCCAAUUUCGCAUAUCAUCAGAGCCACGUUUAUCAAAAAAUAAAAAGGUAAAGUAUAUUUUUUGUCAUUGAAAUUUGUUAAAAGUUUAAAAAAUAUUCUUAAGUUUUAUUUUGUUUCAAUUUUGUCCUAGAAGUUUUCGAUUUGUAUUAAAUAUACUUUUGACAGCUAAAUUUUACUAUGUUUAGAAUCAAUCUAGCAAUAAUGCAUGACAAUUAUGUAUGAUUU